Abrus precatorius (Indian licorice) is the source of this 1480-nucleotide messenger RNA. Its product is annotated as protein ACTIVITY OF BC1 COMPLEX KINASE 1, chloroplastic-like. The transcript has 12 exons. The record is from RefSeq and is a predicted model, not a curated record. Bases 179 to 1480 code for a protein of 433 amino acids. Gene Ontology annotation, molecular function: ATP binding; protein kinase activity. Gene Ontology annotation, biological process: protein phosphorylation. Lineage: Eukaryota; Viridiplantae; Streptophyta; Magnoliopsida; Fabales; Fabaceae.
UUGGCAUCUGGGCUUGUACUGGUCUAACUUGGUGUAUGAUUUCCUGGUUAGAAGGGAUGAAGAGGUUGUUCCAUAUCGUGCUCGGCAGCUUAGGAACCUCUUGUGCGACCUGGGGCCUUCCUUCAUCAAAGCUGGUCAAGUCCUUGCAAACAGGCCAGAUAUCAUUCGAGAAGAUUAUAUGAAUGAACUUUGCAUUCUUCAAGAUGAUGUUCCUUCAUUUCCCAAUCAAAUUGCCUUCAGAAUCAUAGAGGAGGAACUGGGUCAGCCGCUUGAAGCUGUUUUCAGCAGAAUCUCAUCAGAGACUAUAGCAGCUGCAAGUUUAGGUCAAGUUUACCGAGCUACUUUACGUGCCACUGGAGAGGAUGUUGCUAUCAAGGUUCAAAGGCCUGGGAUAGAGCCCAUUAUAUAUCGAGAUCUUUUCCUAUUCCGCACUUUGGCUUCAUUUUUAAAUGGCAUUAGUAUACAGAAACUGGGGUGUAAUGCAGAGCUAAUUGUUGAUGAAUUUGGUGAAAAGCUUUUGGAAGAGCUUGAUUAUACCUUGGAAGCACGCAAUCUUGAAGACUUCAUUGAGAAUUUUAAAAAUGAUCCUACUGUCAAAAUUCCUCAGGUCUACAAACAAUUUUCUGGUUCACGAGUGUUAGUAAUGGAAUGGAUUGAUGGUAUCAGGUGCACCAAUCCACAGGCCAUCAAGGAAGCUGGUCUUGAUGUAGACGGAUUUUUAACAAUUGGAGUGAGUGCUGCGCUAAGACAACUGUUGGAAUUUGGAUUAUUUCAUGGGGACCCUCACCCUGGAAAUAUUUUUGCCAUGCGGGAUGGGAGAAUUGCAUAUGUGGACUUUGGCAAUGUUGCUGUUCUUAGUCAGCAAAAUAAACAGAUUUUAAUUGAUGCUGUUGUCCAUGCUGUGAAUGAGGACUAUGCUGAGAUGGCUAAUGACUUCAACAGAUUAGGCUUCCUGACACCAGGGACUGAUGUCACUCCUAUAGUUCCUGCUCUGGAAGCAAUUUGGCAGAACUCUGCUGGAAAGGGACUGUCAGAUUUUAAUUUUCGUAGUGUCACUGGAAAGUUUAACCAGUUGGUUUACAAUUAUCCCAUUCGAAUCCCAGAAAGGUUUUCUCUUGUAAUCCGUUCUUUGUUAACCCAUGAAGGCAUCUGUUUUACUCUGAAGCCUGACUUCAAAUUUCUUGAGGUUGCUUAUCCUUAUGUGGCAAAGCGACUACUGACAGACCCAAAUCCAGCUCUACGUGAAAGCCUCAUACAGGUUCUAUUCAAAGAUGGUCUCUUCCAGUGGAAACGGCUAGAAAACCUUAUUGUUCUUGCGAAGGAAAAUGUGGCCAAGAUGAGCAGCAAUCCAGCAUUAAAAGUGAAAAACACGCAAAGCCAGAGAAACUGGAAAGUAGAAAGAAAAUUGGACCUCACAGACACUAUCAAAGAUGGAGCUCGCCUUUUCUUUGUUGAUGAAGGAUACGUAUUGUGUUGUUGA